This is a messenger RNA of Staurois parvus, 332 nucleotides long. NCBI's taxonomy places the organism in Eukaryota, Metazoa, Chordata, Amphibia, Anura, Ranidae. The record is from the annotation of a GenBank genome assembly.
UUAGCAGUUUAUAUUUACUCAAAUAAUUGCAUUUCAAUUUUGUGUGUACUGUGGGAGACCAGAUAUAGUGAAUGCAGGGUCCGGGGAGACCAGAUAUAUGUAAAUGCAGGGUCCGUGGAGACCAGAUAUAGUGAAUGCGGGGUCCGUGGAGACCAGAUAUAGUGAAUGCGGGGUCCGUGGAGACCAGAUAUAGUGAAUGCGGGGUCCGGGAGACCAGAUAAAGUGAAUGCAGGGUCCGGGGAGACCAGAUAUAGUGAAUGCAGGGUCCGAGGAGACCAGAUAUAGUGAAUGCAGGGUCCGGGGAGACCAGAUAUAGUGAAUGCAGGGUCCGG